Zingiber officinale is the source of this 2993-nucleotide messenger RNA. RefSeq names its product putative leucine-rich repeat receptor-like serine/threonine-protein kinase At2g19230. The transcript is spliced from 13 exons. NCBI's taxonomy places the organism in Eukaryota, Viridiplantae, Streptophyta, Magnoliopsida, Zingiberales, Zingiberaceae. Gene Ontology annotation, molecular function: protein binding; ATP binding; protein kinase activity. Gene Ontology annotation, biological process: protein phosphorylation. The record is from RefSeq and is a predicted model, not a curated record. Bases 54 to 2810 code for a protein of 918 amino acids.
CUAAAUCGUUCGUCGAGCAAAGCAGUCCGUUCUUCUUCGUCUGUUCACAAAAGAUGGCUUCAACUUGGCGCUUGCUCCUCCUCCUCUGCUUCGCUAUGGCCGCCGUCCCGGUUCUCCCUCAGCCCACAGAGGCUCUCGGAUUCAUUAGCAUUGACUCCGGCGCUGCCGAAGGCACCACCUACGUCGAUCCACUCACCAACAUCACCUACGUCUCCGACCGUGGCUUCGUCGACUCCGACGCAGGCAUUAGCGCAAACAUCUCGGCGGCGUACGUGGCCCCGCUGCUGGCGCGAAGGUUGUUCACGGUGCGGAGCUUCCCCAACGGCACCCGCAACUGCUACACCAUCCGAGAGGGCAUCGCCAGGGGCUCCAAGUACCUGGUGCGCGCCUGGUUCUUGUACGGCAACUACGACGGCCUCGACUCGCAGCGGCUCACCUUCGACCUCCACCUCGGCGUGAACCUAUGGAAGACGGUCAACAUCACUGACCCGAGCGCCUUGUUGCCGGUGGAAGCCAUCACGGUGGCGGCGGCAGACCACCUCUGGGUGUGCCUGGUCAACACGGGGGGCGGGACGCCGUUCGUGUCGUCGGUGGACGUGAGGCCGCUGAAGGACUCGAUGUAUCCGGUGGUCAACGCCUCGCUCAGUUUGGUGAUGUUCAACCGGGUCAAUGUGGGAGGGGCCCAGAAUUACAUAAGGUAUCCCCAUGACCUCCACGACCGGCUUUGGCAGCCCUGGACCUUGCCCGUGUGGACCAAUUUUCACACCGACUCCACGGUCCAAAACAUCGACAAUGACCACUACGAGGUGCCUUCCGUCGUCAUGCAGACCGCCGCCAGCCCUACCAACUCCCGCCAGCUCGUCGUCCCCUGGGUCGCCGACCCCGCCGACGUAAACCAGUACUUCUACGUCCUCCAUAUCUCUGAGAUCUUUGACCUCGCCAGCACCGACGAGUCGCGCAGCUUCGACAUUCGCAUUGGCAAUAUCUUGAUUGGGAACUUGACCCCGGACUACCUCUAUUCGGACGCUGUGGUCAGCACCCUGCCCCUCGUUCCGUCGCCGUCCUACAACAUCACACUUGAGGCUCUGAGCAGCUCCACCCUUCCGCCCAUCCUCAACGCCGUCGAGGUAUACUCAAAGAUGCGGGAUCAGAAUGUGGCGUCUGAAGAAAAGGACGUUGAUGCCAUGAGGACCAUAAAAUCAUCAUAUCAAAUCAAGAAAAAUUGGGUGGGAGAUCCGUGUUCACCACAAGCUUUAGUUUGGGAUGGAGUAAACUGUACUCAUAACAUCUCAAAUCUUCCAAGGAUCACUACUUUGGAUCUAUCAUCCAGUGGAUUGACCGGUGAAAUAGUCAAAUCUUUUUCCAACCUUGGUGCAAUUGAAUACUUGGACUUGUCUUACAACAACUUGACAGGGACUAUCCCCCCUGUCCUAGCAGAAUUGACAUCCCUCAAAGUUCUAGAUUUAACAAGCAACCAGCUAAAUGGAUCGAUUCCUUCUGCCCUACUUGAAAGGUCACAAAAUGGAUUUCUUACUUUAAGAACUGAAGGUAAUCCAUCUCUUUGUGACAAUGGAACUUCAUGUGGAGCAAUUUCAAGAUCAGGGAAGAAGAAACUAGCAACAUCUAUGAUUGUCAUUCUUUGUAUAGUUCCUAUUUUCAUUCUGCUUGUAGUGAUGGCUAUAAUUUGGAGGCUGAAAAGGCCACAGGGCUUCUGGUGUAAUACCACCAUGAAUCCAGGGAAUCAAGUCUCCUCCAAUCAAGUAAAAGGCCAACAUCAUGAUUCAUUGGAACUGGAGAUUCGCCAAUUUACGUACUUGGAGUUGAAGAACAUAACUAACAACUUCAAUAAAAUCCUAGGCGAAGGAGGAUUUGGCAUUGUCUUCUUUGGGUGCUUAGAAGAUGGCGCUCAAGUUGCAGUCAAGAUGCAAUCUCAAACAGCAUCACAAGGAGCCAAAGAAUUCCUUGCUGAGGCCCAGCACUUGGCAAGGGUUCAUCAUCGCUAUUUAGUUUCUAUGGUGGGCUACUGCAUCGAUGGAGACUAUCUAGCACUUGUAAUUGAAUAUAUGCCACAAGGAACUCUACUUGAGCAUCUGCGAGGCAAAAGAGUUGGGACAAGAACUUUAAGUUGGCGACAGCGUCUCCAAAUUGCACUUGAAGCUGCUCAAGGACUGGAGUACUUGCACUCAGAAUGCAAGCCACCACUAAUUCAUAGAGACGUUAAGUCUGCAAAUAUUCUUUUGAGUGAGAAUCUGGAGGCCAAGAUAGCAGAUUUUGGGCUGUCAAAAGCUUUCGAUAGUGGGACAAACACCCUAUCAACAAAAGUAAAGGGAACUCCAGGAUAUCUUGAUCCAGAGUACAACGUUUCCUUGCAGCUCGGUGAAAGAAGUGACGUAUUCAGUUUUGGAGUAGUUCUCUUAGAGCUGAUCACAGGGCAACCUCCGAUUUUGCGAACUCCUGAGAACAUACAUAUAUCUCAAAGGGUGCGCCAAGAGUUUGCCAAUGGAAAAAUUGAGGAACUUGUUGAUGCCAGAUUACAAGGGAAUUAUGACAUAAACUCCGUUUGGAUGUGUGCACAGGUCGCACUAGAUUGCACCUUGUUGUCAUCCCGUGAGAGACCACUCAUGACCCAAGUUGUGACACGGCUAAAAGAGAGCUUGGUACUAGAGACCUCCCAUGGUAGGACUGAGAACCCAGUCACUUGCAGCGAGAACUUGGAAGUCAACAAUGCAAGCCAGACUAGAAGUGGUGCCCUUCGUAUAGAAGAUAUUGCAAGAAUGUCAGCUGAUGUAAGUGGUCCAUCGGCGAGAUGAUGUUAGGGCAGUCGAGUCUCUUCCGACUGAAAGCUUUGUGCUACCAUCCACAAGGCAUUUGAACUUAUUGUUGUUUCAGCUUUACGAAUCUUUAAAACGAGCCUAUAUGAACGUCGAGAUUAUUCUGUAAUGUGCGCCAGUAGAUGUUCAGAUUUUCGAGUUAGUAUUGAUUAUGUUGAAUGA